ACGUGACGUUGCACGGCAGCAGAGAGUCAGUCACCUCGGCGUGAGAAAUUUGAGAAUACGAGUGAAGAGCUCGCCCGGGUCGAGUUCUGUGAACGGUUGUCACAAAACUAGUUAUUAAGACCGUAAUUAAGUGACACUUUCUUUUCGCCAAACAAUGCCGGGACAUCUCGUCUGCAUUUUAGCACACAAGGACGGCUGACGACAAGAAGCAAGGUGGCUAAUGCUACUACCCAAGUAGCUGACUGUCACUUUAAUUUGAAGAACCAUGACAAAGGAAGGCAAUGUGUGCGAAGUCACCCUUGGUGUCAGGGGCAUGACUUGUGGUUCCUGUGUCCAAUCCAUAGAGAAGCACAUUGGUUCUCUGCCAGGGGUGAUACACAUAACGGUAUCUUUGGAGCAGGCGAAUGCCACAGUCAUUUUUAAUGACAGCCAGCAGAGCGCAGCGUCCCUAUUGGAGGCCAUUGACGACAAGGGGUUUGAAUCGAGUUUAUCGACGUCCGACGCGGCCUCACCUGUUUGCAACGAUAGCCAGCUGGUCCCAACGUCGGGGCUGAUACCUUUAACUGGGCGGCAGAAAGGGUCUCAGAUCCCGGGAGAGAGUUCGUCAAACGAGGGCCUCGACGUCACCUUUGCCUCGUCUUUGACGCCCACUCGGGAGCUCAAUGAAGUCAUGUUGAGGCCCUCACCGUCAGAGAACAACGCUCUGAGUAGCCCUGUGACAAGAGACUUGCCCGUGUCUCCAUCACCCAGCACUGACAGCAGAGCGGCGCUCCUGAAGAUGAGCAUUCAAGGCAUGACCGGUCAUUCCUGCACCACCACGAUUGAGGCGAAGAUUGGAAAAUUGAAAGGGGUUGAAAAGAUCAAAGUCCUCUUGGAUUCUCAGGAAGCCACGAUUGUAUACCUGCCUUACCUCAUAAGUGUUCAGACCAUUAUCGACCAGAUUGCUUUGGCCGGCUUUGAGGCUUGUGUGAAGAUCAAAACAUGCCCCCUGCAACUUUCCCUGAGUGAAGUUGAACGCUUUGCUGAUUUUCAUAAAACAAGUGCUUCUUCAACCGUAAACACUUCUAAGGAGACAGAAACCUGCAUUGACACACCUCUAGUGGCGCUCACUGUGAAAGGCAUGCACUGCCGAUCCUGCGUGGUCAAUAUCCAAGACAACAUCGCUACGCUGCCCGGUGUAUCCUCUGUAGUCGUCUCUCUUGAGGAAGAGAAAGCCUCCAUCUGCUACGACCCGCUGAAAGUCAGUGUUGCUCAGUUGCGACAGGCAAUUGAAGCACUUCCUCCAGGGACCUUCAAAACUCAACCCUGGGACUCUUCUGUGCUCCUCAGCCCUCCAACUACCUCGCCUCCGCCUGCUUUAUCUGCACCGCAAGCAUUUCCUCGAUCAUUUGCCAAACCUGCUGUACCCCAGCCCUGUUUAGUCCAACCUCUGGCAUCCAUAGCCAAGAUUCACAUUGAUGGCAUGACAUGUAAUAGUUGCGUCCAGUCAAUAGAGGGCAUGAUGUCUCAGAGAAAAGGUGUGAUUUCAGCGCAGGUGUCUUUGGCCGAUAAGCAAGGCCUCUUUGAGUAUGACCCCCUGUUGACCUCCCUAGUCGAGCUUAGGGAUGCCAUCGAAGACAUGGGCUUUGAUGCAUUACUAUCUGAGACACAUUCCCUGACACCUGUGUCGUCGCCCGCUGUUGUCAAGUCUUCGAGUGUGGCACUAGUGAAGGAGAAGGACCUGCUUGAUGGCAGCCUCCUCAAAGAGAUGCCCGAGGAUCGCAAAACAGCCAAAAAAGACAAACUCUCAAGUGUGAACAAGUGCUUCAUCCAGAUCCGAGGCAUGACCAGCGCAUCUUGUGUGGCAAACAUUGAGCGAAAUCUCAAAAAUGAGCCUGGUAUCUACACUGUUCUGGUGGCGUUAAUGGCCAGUAAGGCUGAGGUGCGCUAUAAUGCUGAAUUGAUAGACCCUGUGAAGAUUGUCGAGUGUGUGGACGAGCUAGGCUUCUCCGCCUCAGUCAUGGAGAACUAUGAAGGCUCCGAUGUCAACCUGGAAUUAGUUGUAAGGGGAAUGACUUGUGCCUCUUGCGUCCACAAAAUUGAAUCCAGACUGAUGAGAGAAAAUGGGAUUAAAUAUGCCUCUGUUGCCCUAUCCACCAAUAAAGCACACAUUAAGUUCGAGUCCGAAGUGAUAGGACCGCGAGACAUCAUCAAGCUGAUUGAGAAUUCGGGUUUUGAAGCAUCUUUGGUGAAGAAGGACCGUGCCGCCAGCCAUUUGGACCAUAGCAAGGAGAUACGACAGUGGAGGAGAUCUUUCUUGGUGAGCCUGAUAUUUUGCGUGCCAGUGAUGGGCAUGAUGGUAUACAUGAUCAUCAUGGACCACCAGAUGAACGCUUCCCACCAACACAACGCCACGGCCGAGGACCUCAACUUGUACCACGCCACCAUGUUCCUGGAGAGACAGUUGCUCCCAGGCCUCUCUGUCAUGAACUUGCUCUCUUUUCUUUUUUGCGUACCUGUGCAGUUUAUCGGUGGGCGCUACUUCUACGUUCAGGCCUACAAAGCAGUGACACACAGAUCUGCCAACAUGGAUGUGCUUAUAGUCCUGGCCACCUCCAUAGCUUUCACAUACUCCUCCAUCGUACUAAUCGUGGCCAUGGUGGAGAGAGCAAAAAUCAAUCCCAUCACCUUCUUUGACACACCGCCUAUGCUUUUUGUCUUCAUCUCGCUGGGACGCUGGUUGGAGCAGAUAGCCAAGAGCAAGACGUCUGAGGCUCUUUCCAAGCUAAUGUCUCUGCAAGCCACGGAGGCCACAGUGGUCAUUCUCAACAGUGAUUCAACCAUUCUGAGUGAGAAUCAAGUGGAUGUUGAGUUGGUGCAGAGGGGAGAUGUGGUAAAAGUAGUUCCUGGUGGGAAGUUUCCAGUCGAUGGCAGAGUUCUUCAGGGGCAUUCCAUGGCGGACGAGUCCCUCAUCACAGGUGAGGCCAUGCCCGUGACUAAGAAGCCAGGGAGUGUUGUGAUUGCGGGCUCCAUUAACCAGAAUGGCUCUCUCCUGGUCAGCGCUACACAUGUCGGCAUGGACACCACGCUGUCUCAGAUUGUCAAACUAGUUGAAGAGGCUCAGACUUCAAAAGCUCCCAUCCAACAGUAUGCUGAUAAGAUCAGUGGCUACUUUGUACCCUUCAUUGUUGCCGUGUCACUCCUUACUUUGAUUUCCUGGAUUGUAAUUGGGUUCCUGGAUUUCCCUCUAGUGGAAAAAUACUUUCCAGGUUAUGACAAAAGCAUUUCCAGGGCAGAGGCGGUGAUUCGCUUCGCUUUCCAGGCCUCCAUAACCGUGUUAUGCAUCGCCUGUCCCUGCUCCCUCGGUCUGGCGACCCCAACGGCUGUCAUGGUGGGCACUGGGGUUGGAGCCCAAAAUGGCAUCCUGAUAAAAGGAGGGGGACCUCUGGAAAUGGCACACAAGGUCCAGUCAGUGGUGUUUGAUAAAACCGGGACCAUUACGUAUGGUGCUCCAAAGGUUGUCCAAGUCAAAAUAGUAGUGGAGGGCAACAAGAUGCCUCGCUCCCGACUGCUCGCCAUCGUGGGCACAGCAGAGAACAACAGCGAGCAUCCUUUGGGAGCAUCUAUCACCAAGUAUUGCAAGCAGGAGCUCGUCACAGAGUCGCUUGGCACGUGCACUGACUUCCAAGCCGUGCCGGGCUGCGGCAUUCGGUGUCGGGUCAGCAACACCGAGAUGCUGUCAAAGCACACAGACAGCGACAGCGAUGACAACAACCAGCGCAACAGCAUGCUUGUUCAGAUCAGCGACACCGUCACGUCAACCAGCUCCCAUUCUCUUAUCAUGGACCCACAGUCAAUCAGUACGUUUUCGUCCCAUCACUCAUUUCUACUCUAUGUUGUGAUGUUAUUCAAGUCCCGUCUGUCUGCAGGCUACGCGGUCCUGAUUGGCAAUCGAGAGUGGAUGAAGCGGAAUGGUCUGCAGGUCCGACAUGAUAUCGAUGAUGCCAUGACGGAGCACGAGCAAAGAGGUCGCACCGCCGUCCUGGUUGCUGUAGACGAUGUCCUGUGUGCCAUGAUAGCCAUAGCGGACACAGUGAAGCCGGAAGCUGAGAUGGCUGUCCAAACUCUGACCUACAUGGGCCUGGAGGUCGUGUUGAUGACGGGAGACAACAGCAAGACGGCACGGGCCAUUGCUGCACAGGUGGGCAUCAGGAAGGUGUUUGCAGAGGUGCUGCCCUCCCACAAGGUGGCCAAGGUGGAGCAGCUGCAGCAGGCGGGAAAGAGGGUCGCCAUGGUAGGAGACGGCAUCAACGACUCGCCCGCUCUGGCCAUGGCUGACGUCGGCAUCGCCAUUGGAACGGGCACGGAUGUCGCCAUCGAGGCAGCAGAUGUGGUCUUGAUCAGGAAUGACCUGCUGGAUGUGGUCAGCAGCAUCGACCUCUCUAAAAAGACUGUCAAGAGGAUCAGGAUCAACUUUGUCUUCGCUCUCAUCUACAACCUGGUUGGCAUUCCCAUCGCUGCAGGUGUCUUCCUUCCCAUUGGUUUGGUAUUACAGCCGUGGAUGGGCUCUGCCGCCAUGGCAAUGUCUUCCGUCUCUGUGGUUUUGUCCUCGCUUCUACUGAAAUGCUACACCAAGCCCAGCGCCGAGAAGCUGGAGGCCCAACUAGAGUCGCGGCUGGGCCGCGGCACACGACAGAGCAGCCUUUCCAACAUCAGCGUCAACAUCGGCAUGGGCGAGCUGCGGCGAUCUUCGCCCAAGCUCAGUCUUCUCGACCGCAUUGUCAACUACAGCCGGGCGUCCAUCAAUUCACUGCGCUCCGACAAGCACUCGAUCCACAGCCAGGUGCUCAGCGAGCCCGACAAACACUCGCUCCUCAUGGGGGAGGCGCCGUGCGAAGAGGAGUUCUGCUGAAGGCCACGGUCACAAAGUGCCCAAGAGCCAUGCAGUGCCAUGAGAGCAGCCGGCUGAGCACCCCUGUGUAUCCAAAGACCUUAAGUUUUAGCCCUUUUCAUUCAAUGUUGUAUAAUAUGGAGUACGGUAUUUAUAUUUCCCCUUAUUUAUCAUGUUCAUCCUAAUCCAUGUGGGAGAUUCAAAUGACACUUGAGAGCGAGUUGGAAACGUACGUUAGACAAGUCGAGUGGAAACGCCAUCGUGGCAAAGUCCAGCACAUUCCAAAGAGAGCACUUUGGACCCAACAGUGGUCGAAUGUUGCCGUGGCGACGGUCAGGCGUUCACUUAACCCGGCGCUAUCUGCUGUUAUCAUGUUACAUACACUGUAUGUGUUGCUCAUUGCUGUGCAAGUUGUCUUCCAUAUGUCACGCAAGUGCAUUUAGGCCAUCCGUCCUGAUUGCAUGUUGUGUCGUAUGUUACUGCUUCUCGGCUUCUUUGUGUCUGCGAGUUGUGGCACUAAUUACUACUUACAGUCGUGGAUGGUUUCCUGCUAGACGGGAUUAUUGCUUUUUUUCUUCUUUCUUGAGCCUUUUUAAAGUUGGCACAUUGUCAUGCAAGAGUCCAAGCCCUCGCUUUGUUAUUUUUUUUUUGUUUUAGUUGUUGCCGCUUCCCCAAAGAUGUGUGUUCUGAAGUCCGCUGAGCGUGACCACAUCGGCCUGUCCAAAGUGACAUCCACAAAGCGUCACAUUACAUGUACAUCUAUGGUUAAAUGAAGGAUGUUUGCCUUGAAUGUUCUCAGUCAGCGACGGGGAACCUUCAGCUACAGCUCAGAAGAACUUUUCAUUCGGGCUGCCCAAAAAAGUGACCCCUGAAUAUCCAUAAUUGACUUUGAAUAAACAUUAAUUUCCAUGUUGUGUAUUUUUGUCAAAAAAUUGUAUGGAUUUGAAAAUGGCUGAACUGGUUCUCCACUGCUAUUCUAAACAAUUGUGCCUUGGAUUUAAAAAAAAAUAAAGCAAAAUGUAUACUU
Molecule: messenger RNA, 5897 nt
Organism: Hippocampus zosterae (dwarf seahorse)
Lineage: Eukaryota; Metazoa; Chordata; Actinopteri; Syngnathiformes; Syngnathidae
Gene: atp7a
Product: ATPase copper transporting alpha
Exons: 23
Coding region: 266-4891 (1541 amino acids)
Biological process (GO): monoatomic cation transport
Cellular component (GO): membrane
Molecular function (GO): ATP hydrolysis activity; copper ion binding; ATPase-coupled monoatomic cation transmembrane transporter activity
Source: RefSeq, a predicted model, not a curated record